AAUAAUGGACUCCACGCCUAAUGCGGCCCCUCAUCCCAACCAGAAUCGGGACUUCCUAACGCUGCAGGCCCUGCGACCUUCCCGCGGCUCCAGCUCGAAUCUGCGCGCCAGUCGCUCGCCCUCCGCCAGCCGAAGCACCGAGCAAACUUUGUAACCGUUGAAUGUUAGCCUGCCUAACUAGCCACACUUGCAAUUCGAACCAAACCAAUCAGAAUCAUUGACAAAUCGAAGACACGCGAUUUUAAGCGCUAUUAAACUGCCUGCCACUGCUUAUUUUCACCGCUCUGUCCGUCUCUGUUUUCUUGUUGUCUUUCCCCUCUAUGGCUCACUCACAGGCUGCUGUCCAGCUGUCAAUCAAGAGAGAAAUAACUCUUUCGGAACACUUGUUCAUCGCACAUUCAACACACAAACUACACUUUGAGUCAGCGCCGGGGUGCAUUAAACAGAUUUUGCAAGACCUUUCAAACGCGUAAAUACUCAAACCGCUGAGAUCUUGAAAGAGAGAUGAAAAAUAUCUUCCAGCUCUUAUAACUUCACCCGCGCCUCAUAAGACUAAAAUCUAUAGAAACGAAGUAAAAUGUCCUGUAAAUAUAAUUAAUCAUCAUCAUCAUAGUGUGAUAAAAUAAAUAAGUUUUCAUACGUUUUGAAACAACAUAAAAUCAUGCGAAAGAACUGAAUUUAUUUAUUGAGUUUACAAAAUGUAAAUCUAUCUAAGAAAGAAAAACAAAAAACAUUCGAACUGGAAGACAGCUCAUUACAUGAUCAUCUCAUCUGCAACAUACGCAAGUGAUAAAAUUCGUUCGUACUAAUGAAACGCGCCUCAUGAUCAACAGCAUUUGAAAACCAAACAAAAAUACCCAGAUUAGCCUUAGAGAAUAACCCAAGUCAUACUUUUCUAUGCGCCACAAUUCGCCAGUGUCCCGGGAGCGAGCCAGCGAGGCAGCGGCAGCCACUCAGACAGCAGCGGCGACAGCGGGCGCAGCGAGUGGACCAUCCGCCGGGGGAUCGGCGGGCGGACCUGUGUCAGCGACGACAACGGCGGCCGGAGGAGCGACUUCGGGGUCCGGAGCAGCCUCCGCGCACACGAACAGCAAUUCCUCGGCCUCCUCCAGCACAGUGGCAGCUGCACAGGCGGCUGUCUACAGCGGCGGCAACACGGUGACCGGAAGCUUGGGCAGCGGCGGGGUGGUGGCUCGUGGCUUCCGCAGCCACAGUCCCACCCACCGGCGGCGCAGUCGCGAGCGCCAGCGACGCACCCAUGGCUCCGAUCAGGGCGGCCUGCUGGCCUACAGCGGUCUUGUCGGCGUCAAUGACAUGACGGACUUCUUGGGCCCCCAGCAGGGCGGCGGGGGAGGCGGUGGCGGAAGCGCCGGCACCGGCAGCGGUCUGGAGGACUCCCGUCUGUCCGGCAACGAGGACUACUACUCCUCAUUCGUCUCCGACGAGUUCGACAGCAGCAAAAAGGUCCACCGCCGCUGCCACGAACGCAGCUCCAGCGUCCAGGCCAUCGACCGCUUGAACACGAAAAUCCAAUGCACCAAGGAGUCCAUCCGACAGGAGCAAACUGCCAGAGAUGACAAUGUCAAUGAGUAUCUGAAGCUGGCAGCCAGUGCAGACAAACAGCAGCUGCAGCGUAUCAAGGCUGUCUUUGAGAAAAAGAACCAGAAGAGCGCACACAACAUCUCGCAGCUGCAGAAGAAGCUGGACAACUACACAAAGCGGGCCAAGGACCUGCAGAAUCACCAGUUCCAGACGAAGAGCCAGCACCGUCAGCCGCGGGAAGUCCUUCGGGAUGUGGGCCAGGGCCUGCGCAAUGUGGGCGGCAACAUCCGCGAUGGCAUCACCGGCUUCUCCGGGUCCGUGAUGUCCAAGCCACGGGAGUUUGCGCACCUGAUCAAGAACAAGUUUGGCAGCGCCGACAACAUCAAUCAGAUGAGCGAGGCCGAGCUGCAGGGCAUGCAGUCCGCGAACGCCGACGUCUUGGGCAGCGAGCGACUGCAGCAGGUUCCCGGAGCCGGAACCUCAACGGGGUCAGGUGGCGGUGGACAGAACAACAACACAGGAGGAGCGGGCAGCGGCACGGGAAAAUUCAACAGUGACAAUGGCAGCGAGUGCAGCAGCGUGACCAGCGAAAGUAUACCAGGGGGCUCUGGCAAGAGCCAGUCGGGGGCCAGCCAAUACCACAUAGUGCUCAAGACGCUGCUGACAGAGCUGGCUGAGCGAAAGGCCGAGAACGAGAAGCUCAAGGAGCGCAUCGAGCGUCUGGAGACGGGCCAGAAGGAAUUCAACAACCUGACCGCCACCCUCGAAAGCGAACGCUAUCGUGCCGAGGGACUCGAGGAGCAAAUCAAUGACUUGACGGAAUUACAUCAGAAUGAAAUUGAGAAUCUGAAGCAAACGAUUGCCGACAUGGAGGAGAAAGUACAAUACCAAAGCGAUGAAAGACUACGUGACGUCAACGAAGUGCUCGAAAACUGUCAAACGAGGAUAUCGAAAAUGGAGCACAUGUCGCAGCAACAAUAUGUCACCGUCGAGGGCAUUGAUAAUUCCAAUGCACGGGCUUUGGUUGUGAAACUCAUCAAUGUGGUAUUAACGAUAUUGCAAGUGGUUCUGCUGCUUGUGGCCACCGCUGCAGGCAUCAUAAUGCCCUUCCUCAAAACGAGGGUUCGCGUUCUGACCACAUUUCUGUCUAUUUGCUUCGUCAUCUUUGUGAUACGACAGUGGCCGGAUGUCCAGGAUAUCGGGUCGGGACUUGUGCGGCAUCUCAAGCAAUCACUGGUCGUCAAGUGAUUUGGUUCGGGCUCUCAUUUACCGAGUAUUUCAUACGUUUAUUAGUUAGCCUAAGUUCUAAAGUGCAUACUUGUAUAUAGCCUAUCGAUAACGAUUAUACCAAUUAUUUUUAACUGAAAUUGUAUCAAUUAUCAACACGAACACACUCGAGAAACUGUACAAAACAUUCAUACGCAUACAACCUACCGUACACCUAAUCAUCACACCUCACUCUCGCAUCAAACCUAGCAAAAUUGAUUUAAAACUAUGUAAUAACUUGAAAAUGCUGACAUGUCUCCGUGCAUUACUCAACUAUAUUUGAACAUACAUAAUUUAUGUAUAACCUAUAUAAAAUAUUUACAUUACUAUAAAACAAUUGAAAUUAUAUAAAAUGAAAGUUUGUAUAAA
This is a messenger RNA of Drosophila biarmipes, 3177 nucleotides long. It is a transcript of the gene Dmtn, whose product is annotated as transmembrane and coiled-coil domains protein 2. The transcript is spliced from 10 exons. Gene Ontology annotation, cellular component: endomembrane system. Lineage: Eukaryota; Metazoa; Arthropoda; Insecta; Diptera; Drosophilidae. The record is from RefSeq and is a predicted model, not a curated record. Bases 898 to 2790 code for a protein of 630 amino acids.